AUGCCGGGUACUUCCGAUGCCCCGAUCGAAAUCGAACCUGGCCCUGUUCAGCAAGGAGACCUACUCACGUUUGACGAAGAUGGGGAUCUUAGACUGAUGGUCGGUACCAAUCCCUCGCAGGAGAUGCUCGCGGACUCUCACGUACUUUGCCGCACAUCUCCUGUUUUUCGCAAGAUGCUUCGUGGUCCAUUCGCAGAAAGGAAGCCUGGACAAGGAAAUUGGAAUAUCAAGCUUCCUGAGGACGACAGUGGAUCAUUUGCAGUACUCAUGGACAUGGCUCAUGGUUUAUUUUGCCUUGCCCAAGAAGAAACAACAGUCGACAGGCUAUACGGACUGUGUGUUCUCACUGACAAGUAUGACAUGGUCUCCGUCUUACGCCCAAUGCAAGGCCGGUGGUUCAAGAAGAUUGAAGCCAGCAUCAGUUCAUUCGCACUUCACAAUAGACUUCAUCGAAAGAUGAUGUUCAUCGCUUUUGAACUGGGGUACUCUGUCACUUUAAAGGGCUGGAUACUUAAUUUGAUGCAAAAGUGUCCCACCGACAUGAACGGAAAUUUCAUUGACAAGAACGAUGUACCGUUGAUGCAUUACAAAAACUUUGCCACGCCCCACAUGAGCAACAUACUGGAGCCCGAUGUGACCAUGAGUCUAUCCAGCUUGUGUCUGAAACUCGCAGAGGUCGAGAAAACAACUCAGGCUAAGUGUGGAUGUAGCUUUAUGUGGAAACUUAUGGGAGAUCUACAGAAAUUCGAGUGUGAAGUACUAACAACGGAGGAUGAAACCUACAUGAGGGGCCAAGCCGCAAAGUGUGAUCUUGCCCGUCCAGCUUGCCAAAGAUGUAUCAAAUAUGGAGCCGAAUGCCCAGGAUAUCGUGAUGAGCAGGAGCUCGUCUUUCGCAAUGCGAAUCCAACCACGGUCAAGAAGCGAAAGAAGAGGACACAACAAAAGACUCGGAUCGAGUCAGUCGUCUCAUUCGACACACCUUCAUCGUCUUCUUCUUCAAAUGAUGAUGCUGUUACACCAUCGACUUUCACAGAAGAUGACCGCGAAUUAAGCCCUGGCUCACCAGAGAUUGUUGACCUUGUCAAUUACACCAACUCUGGAAAUACUCUUAUUCUCCCUCAGUCCCUCAGCGAACAUUGGACCUCUCACUCCAUCCCGAUUCUUCUUAAUGUUUAUUAUACUUUGGAUUUUCUUCAUGAAGCUUACAGGAAGACUGGCCCCCAAGGGCCUCUUGUUUGGGCCACUCACCUCUUUGCCCGUACCUAUAUCACGAACCUGCGAUAUCCGACUGCCAUUGAUAACGGAUCAGUCGAUCAAGCCGACAAAGAACUCGGUACUUAUCUUGGCAAAACUUUGAGCUCUGUUGGCGAAGCACUGAAGACGCCAGGUGGCGCCAUGAGAGAUGAUGUGCUGGCAACAGUAUGGAUUCUAACGAAUUAUGAGCUUCUCAUGGGCUCCAUCAACCGUGUAUCGCCUAUGAACCCAUGGCACCUUCAUACGAAUGGGCUAUACAGCAUUCUAAAACAAAGAGGGGCGGCUUCUUUGAGGAAACAGACUAAUAGAAUGGGUUUCUGGCCUGCAUAUAACAUGGUGCAAGUACGGUGUCUACUAACAUCUCUUGAGUGUCCUCCCGAGUCACAAGAAUGGUUUGAUGCUAUCAGGGAAACACUUCACCCUGGAGAAGGAUUGGCUGUCGAGGUUGGCGAAUACGUUUGCAAAAUUGCACAUGUACAAGUACGCAUUCUCAAUAUUCUUCGGGUCCGAGACUUUGAAGCUGCCGCCGCCCAGUACUAUGAGUUGAUGGACAUUGUAUUCAAAGCCGAAGAACAGUUCACCACUUUUGACGCAAGCUACUCUUACUACGACGAGGUUUUCAAUCCCUACCUGCGUAAUAUGCUCAAUUCGACGCGAGUCAAGGGUUAUCAUGUCGUUUUGACAUUCGCAAACUUCUUGAGCCACCACUGGGCCACUCCUAUUCCUAUCCACGAACUCAAGGUACUGCGCGCACAUUGCAUAAAGCGGGUUCGAACCGACUCGAAAGAAAUCAUGGCCUCGGUGGAACGGAAUCUUGACCCAGCAUCGUUUCGCAACAACCCGUCCCCGAGGACGGUGUUUGACGCUUUGAAAAUCAUCUGGCCCCUGACAGCGGUUUAUCUUGUGCCAUCAACUCUUCAUGAGGAUAGCGAAGCCGCCGGAGUGUCACUACAGUUCAUUGGGCGUGAACUUGGAGUUAGGCAAGGUCUUAGGGUGAACCGAGGAGAGUCGAUGCUGCCACCAGAGGCGGAUGCACCUUCAAAGCUGGCCGAGGAUGAGAAUUUCGAUCCAUUACCAAAAAGCAGAGGAAUAAUGUAG
Molecule: messenger RNA, 2352 nt
Organism: Fusarium sp. VM40
Lineage: Eukaryota; Fungi; Ascomycota; Sordariomycetes; Hypocreales; Nectriaceae
Source: the annotation of a GenBank genome assembly